Nerophis lumbriciformis (worm pipefish) is the source of this 2695-nucleotide messenger RNA. Lineage: Eukaryota; Metazoa; Chordata; Actinopteri; Syngnathiformes; Syngnathidae. The record is from RefSeq and is a predicted model, not a curated record.
UCCAGCGGGUGUCAGCGGGGAGUCAUGAAGAGGAGUGGCACACCAGUGUGGGACAGAAGGAGCUACAGGCCCCCUCCCACAUUAAAGAGGAGCAGCUUCAUGAUGAAGAUGAAGCUCAGUCCUUACAGCUUCAUCACAGUCAAAGUGAGGAGAACAGAGGGGCGGAGCUUGUAAGUCAACACAUCACAGAAGCUGAUGGAGAGCAUUGUGAAGAUAUCAAGUCAGAACCAGACAGCAUCUUUGCUCCACUGUCAGACAUGGACCACAUGAUGUCACACUCUUCUGAUCACAGUGACCACAUCCAAAAACCUUUGGAGAGUAAAAAUGACUCUAAAGGUGAUACGAGACAUCACACUAACAACAAACACUUUGACUGCUCUGAAUGUGGGAAAUCAUUUAGAAAGAAGAGUCAUUUUACAGAACACAUGAGAACACAUACUGGAGAGAAACCUUUUACUUGCUCAGCUUGUGCUAAAAGAUUCAACACUAAGAAGGAAAUGAUAUUACACAUGAGAACACACACAGGUGAGCAAUCUUUUGCUUGCUCUGUUUGUAAGAAGAGUUUCUCCAGAAAGGAACACAUGACCACACACAUGAGAACACACACUGGAGAGAAACCUUUUACUUGCUCUGUUUGUAAGAAGAGUUUCUCCAGAAAGGGUGACAUGACCACACACAUGAGAACACACACUGGAGAGAAACCUUAUGCUUGCUCAGCUUGUGCUAAAAGAUUCAACACUAAGAAAGUCAUGAUCACACACAUGAGAACACACACAGGUGAGAAACCUUUUACUUGCUCUGUUUGUAAGAAGAGUUUCUCCAGAAAGGGUGACAUGACCACACACAUGAGAACACACACUGGAGAGAAACCUUUUGCUUGCUCAGCUUGUGCUGAAAGUUUCAACACUAAGAAGGAACUUAUAUUACAUGUGAGAACACACACAGGUGGUAAACCUUUUACUUGCGCCGUUUGUAAGAAGAGUUUCUCCAGAAAGUGUAACAUGACCACACACAUGAGAACACACACUGGAGAGAGACCUUUUGUUUGCUCAGCUUGUGCUAAAAGAUUCAACACUAAGAAGGAAAUGAUAUUACACAUGAGGACACACACAGGUGAGAAACCCUUUGCUUGCUCUGUUUGUAAGAAGAUUUUCUCCAGAAAGGAACACAUGACCACACACAUGAGAACACACACUGGAGAGAAACCUUUUGCUUGCUCAGCUUGUGCUGAAAGUUUCAACACUAAGAAGGAACUUAUAUUACAUGUGAGAACACACACAGGUGGUAAACCUUUUACUUGCGCCGUUUGUAAGAAGAGUUUCUCCAGAAAGGAACACAUGACCAGACACAUGAGAACACACACUGGAGAGAGACCUUUUGUUUGCUCAGCUUGUGCUAAAAGAUUCAACACUAAGAAGGAAAUGAUAUUACACAUGAGGACACACACAGGUGAGAAACCCUUUGCUUGCUCUGUUUGUAAGAGGAUUUUCUCCAGAAAGGAACACAUGACCACACACAUGAGAACACACACUGGAGAGAAACCUUUUACUUGCUCUGUUUGUAAGAAGAGUUUCUCCAGAAAGGGUGACAUGACCAUACACAUGAGAACACACACUGGAGAGAAACCUUUUGCUUGCUCAGCUUGUGAUAAAAGAUUCAACACUAAAAAGAAAAAUAUAUUACACAUGAGAACACACACUGGAGAGAAACCUUUUGCUUGCUCAGCUUGCGCUAAAAGAUUCAACACUAAGAUUGAAAUGAUGUUACACAUGAGAACACACACAGGUGAGAAACCUUUUUCUUGCUCUGUUUGUAAGAAGAGUUUCUCCAGAAAAGAACACAUGACCACACACAUGAGAACACACACUGGAGAGAAACCUUAUACUUGCUCUGUUUGUAAGAAGAGUUUCUCCAGAAAGGGUGACAUGACCAUACACAUGAGAACACACACUGGAGAGAAACCUUUUGCUUGCUCAGCUUGUGCUAAAAGAUUCAACACUAAGAAGAAAAUUAUAUUACACAUGAGAACACACUCAGGUGAGAAACCUUUUACUUGCUCUGUUUGUAAGAAGAGUUUCUCCAGAAAGGAACACAUGACUACACACAUGAGAACACACACUGGAGAGAAACCUUUUACUUGCUCUGUUUGUAAGAAGAGUUUCUCCAGAAAGGGUGACAUGACCAUACACAUGAGAACACACACUGGAGAGAAACCUUUUGCUUGCUCAGCUUGUGCUAAAAGAUUCAACACUAAGAAGAAAAUUAUAUUACACAUGAGAACACACACUGAAAAGAAACCUUUUGCUUGCUCAGUGUUAGAAUAAUUAUGUAUAUAUUAUCACACUAACUUUAGUAUCCUUAAAGUCUGUUGCUUUAGUUAUUAGUUAUUGUGCUCAAGUUAGACUUUUCUAUUUGUGCAAGGACAAAAACUUCUUGUCUGAGGGGUGGCCUCAGCCACAGAUGUUAUCUUUGUUUUAGCCCGCUAACAGCCAAGGACUUCAAGGACCUCAACGAAGAUAAGACGACAACACGCAGACGAAGCAGAGACUUUAAGGACCUCAAUGAAGAUAAGAUGACAACAUGCAGACAAAGCGGAGACAAGGCGAAAUCACAAGGCCCCCACCACAUUCUGUCACGUAUUGUGCGUCCUGGACCUGCUUUGCAUAAAAUAUGUGACCACUCUUUUUAGAGGCGG